AUGGAUGAUGAUAAAUUUUUACCAAAAUUAUCACAAAAUUUACUUGAAAUUUUAGAUGAUGGAGAAUUUUAUGAUAUUACAAUUGAAGUUGGUAGUGACCCUUACGUAAAAAUAUUCCGUGCACAUAUGAAUAUAUUAAAUUAUCGUUCUUCUCAUUUACGAAAUAUUUUAUCAACUAAUAAAAAUAAAAGUGAUGAUGGAACUUUAACACAUAUUAAAUUACCAAAUAUUUUACCUGAAAUUUUUCAAAUAGUAUUAAGAUAUAUUUAUGGAGGGAGAUUAUCUUUUGAAGGGUAUGAUGUAGCAGAUAUCAUCAAAACUUUAGUUGCCGCUAGCGAACUUGAUCUUCAAGAAUUAGUUAAUCAUUUACAAUCUUUUUUGAUCAAUAAGCACGCAACUUGGGUGGAAAAAAAUUUUAACAUUAUUUAUCAAACAAGUUUUGAAAAUGAUUCUUUGUUGGGUCUUCAAAAUUAUUGUAAUGAUCUUAUAUCCAAGAAUCCAGAUAAAAUAUUUAAUUCACUUAAUUUUUCUUCAAUUCCAGAAAAAGUUUUAAUCUUACUUAUUCAAAAUGAUAACCUUAAAAUGAGUGAAGUUCAAGUUUGGAAAUAUGUUCUUAAAUGGGGACUCGAUCAAAAUCCGGGAUUACCUUCUGAACCUGAAAGUUUUUCUGUAGAUGAUUUUAGUAUAUUAAAAAAUACCUUACAACAAUGUAUCCCUUUAAUUAAGUUUGAUAAUUUUAGUUCAAAAGAAUUUUUAGAAAAUGUAUUUCCUUAUAGAGAAAUUCUACCUGAGAAAUUAUUUAUAGAAUUGUUAAAACUUUUUUUGGAUCAUGAUCGUAAACCAGUUGAUCAACCAGAACCAGAGGAGACUAAAGAACCGGAGGAGACUAAAGAGAUUAAACCUAAAGCUAAAACACAUGAAAAGAUUCAAACUGAGUCGAUAAAUGCUGGAAAUAUUCCGACCAUUAACCCAACUAUUCCGAUCGUUAACCCAACUACCCGACGGAUGUCUAAUGAAACCAGGCCAAAAAAUACUAACAGGAUUGAUUCAAGAAUUAUCACAUUAGAACAUGCUAAAUUAAUCUCAGAAUGGAUUAAUAGAUUGAAUGUUAUUGCUUCAUAUGAAUUCAGAUUAAUUUUCCGUGGAUCUAUUAAUGGAUUUACUGAUAGGGACUUCCGUGCAGUCUGUGAAAAUCAAUCUCGUACUGUAACUGUUAUUAAAGUAGAGGAUAGUAGCGAAAUUCUUGGAGGAUAUAAUCCGAUUGAAUGGAAAUUUGGUAGUAGCUAUGACACCACCUUCGAUAGUUUUAUAUUCUCUUUUGAUAAAAAUAAAAGUAUCGAGAAUCAUGUUUUGAGUCGUGUAUGGAAAAGAAAAUUUGCCAUAUCUAAUCACACUCAACGCGGCCCAUCAUUUGGAGAGAGUGAUCUUAUUUUGCGUGGAGGUUAUGGUUUUAAUAAUAGUUUUUGUAAGCAAUCAUCCUAUGAUAAACCGAUCAGAACAAGUAUUGAUAAAUUUUCUGUAGAAGAAUAUGAAGUAUUUCAAAUUAUAUAA
Molecule: messenger RNA, 1551 nt
Organism: Rhizophagus irregularis DAOM 181602=DAOM 197198
Lineage: Eukaryota; Fungi; Glomeromycota; Glomeromycetes; Glomerales; Glomeraceae
Molecular function (GO): protein binding
Source: RefSeq, a predicted model, not a curated record